AUGACUUCUCUGGAUCCGCAGGUGAUGGCUCCCAACAUGGAGACAUAUACCACAGAUGACGCACUCUCCAUGAUGGGGUUUGGGAAAUUCCAAGCGCUUGUUCUGAUCUACGCUGGGAUGGGCUGGGUCGCAGAAGCCAUGGAGCUCAUGCUCUUGUCGUUUCUUGGGCCGUUCAUACGAGAGGAGUGGAACGUCUCCCCGGAGAACGAGAGCCUCCUUUCAAGUGUUGUCUUUGCUGGCAUGCUGUUAGGUGCCUGUGCUUGGGGCUUUGUUUCCGACAAAUAUGGACGGAGGACUGGUUUAAUCUUUUCAACUCUGUUUACUAGUGGAAUGGGUUUUCUAAGUGCUUUAUCUCCUAACUACUUAUGCUUGGUGGCUCUUCGGUUUCUCGUUGGAGUAGGAGUGGGUGGCAGCCAUGUGUUUAUAUCUUGGUUUUUGGAAUUUGUUCCUGCACAAAACCGUGGCACUUGGAUGGUUAUUUUCUCCCUUUUCUGGACUCUCGGCACAAUCUUGGAAGCUUCACUUGCAUGGGUCGUAUUACCAGCAUUGAAUUGGAGGUGGCUGCUAGUAUUCACCGCCCUUCCAUGCUUCCUCUUGCUUCCUUUCUUUGGAGUAACACCUGAGUCUCCGCGCUACCUUUGUGCACAAAGUAGAAUGUCCGAUGCCACUGCUGUUCUGGAGAGAAUGGCCAAUGCAAACCAAUCAGCUCUUCCUCCAGGAAUUCUCACAUACAAUAGACAAACAAAAUUUGACCACGACGCUCUUGCUUCUGAGAGUGAAUGUCUUCUUCCUGUUAGAGAGAAGGAAUGCACAGUUGACAAUGCCAAGAGCUCCGAAUCUGGCAGUCUUGCUGCAUUGCGCGUACUGUUAUCGCGCACUGCUCAGAUCAACUCUUCUUCUUUGUUGAGUGAUGCAAAUAAAAGCUGUGCAUCUGGUGUGAAUGUUGGCCUGAACCAAAAGGUUACCAAUCUUUACAAAGAUACUUUCAUCACUAGUUUAGCAGAAAUCCCAGGUUUAUUUUUGUCUGCUGUUCUUGUUGAUUGGUUUGGUCGAAAAGCUUCGAUGUGGUCUAUGAUGUUCGCAUGCUGUGCUUUCCUUGGACCACUUGUACUUCAACAGAAUGAGCUGUUGACAACUAUUCUUCUAUUUGGUGCCCGUGCGUGUGCCAUGGGGAGCUUUACAGUUUUGUGUCUUUAUGCUCCAGAGGUAUAUCCAACAUUUGUCCGCUCAACCGGUGCAGGAAUUGCAACUGCCGUUGGUAGAAUUGGCGGGGUUGUUUGCCCUCUUGUUGCUGUCGCUAUGCUGCGGAGCUGCCACCAGAUGGAAGCACUCAUUGUGUUUGAGGUGAUAUUAUGCCUUGCUGCAGUUGCCUGCAUGUUCUUCCCUGUAGAGACCAAGGGCCGUGGAAUGGAUUGA
This is a messenger RNA of Miscanthus lutarioriparius, 1416 nucleotides long. Lineage: Eukaryota; Viridiplantae; Streptophyta; Magnoliopsida; Poales; Poaceae. The record is from the annotation of a GenBank genome assembly.